AUGAUGGCGACCGCACAUCUGCUGCUUGUGGUUCUUCUUGUCUACUCUGCUUCUGGAGCAGAUCUUGAAGACAAGAAAGGACCAUUAGAUCAUAAAGUUUUGGAAGUGCCAGAGGCCACACCAGUUCCAUAUGCAGUUUUUCAGUUUAUAUCUACAGCAGAUGGUGUGUCAUCAUAUCUCAUAAGUGGUGAAACAGAAGGAAAAAUCAGCAUAUCCAAAGACGGUUGGCUGUAUCUUGAAGAACCACUAGAAUGGAGCCCAGGGAAAAAACACACUCUUAAUAUUAAGGCACUCUCAGCUGAUGGCCAUACCCUUGAUGGGCCUUAUACAGUUGUUCUCCAAGUUUUGGAUGUUAACAACAAUCCGCCUGUCUUCAGUCAGAGCCAGUAUAGUGGAAGUAUCAGAGAGCAUUCAGCUGCAGGCAUUCCAUUCGUACAAGUGUUCGCCACAGAUUUUGACAAUCCAGAGACACCCAAUGCUCACCUAAGCUACAGCAUUGAGAGCCAAAUCCCCAAUCCUGCUGGUACACCUUUCUUUACUAUUAACCAAAAGACUGGGGAAAUAGCUACCACAGACGAGGGAGCAGCAUUUUUAAGAGCCAGAACUUCAGUAAUGUACAGUCGUGGGGAGGUCCGUGGUAAUGUUGAUGUUCUGAAAAAGAAGUUUAGUGAUUUCUGCAAUCCAACCAACAACAUUCCCCUUGAGAACAACCCCUUCUUCACAUGUGUGCAUCUUGCUGAGAACAGGAGACUGAAUACCAUUGAGGAUCCAGACUACACUUUAAUUGUGCGGGUGGAGGACUUAGGUGGCGGGGCUCUGAACGCCCUCAGCAGCACCACACGAGUGAACAUUGCGAUCAGUCAAAACCUGUGGAUAAGCCCCGGAAUAAUCUCUAUAAAGGAGAAUUGGAUGGUGGAAUACCCCAAGCUGAUUACGUCGGUACGUGCUAAUGACCCCAAUGCAGUGUACAGGCUUUUACAAAAGGAGCGAGAAAUUCCUUUUCCUUUCACUAUCAAUGAAGAUGGAGAGAUUUACAUCACUGAGCAACUAGACAGAGAACAAAAGGACAUGUACACCUUGGUGGUGUUGGCUGAGGAUAAGCAAGGUGUCGAACUGGAAUCUCCUAUGGAGAUUCAGGUUGAGGUAGGAGAUGAGAAUGACAAUGCUCCUCGGUGCCCAGAUGUCGAAACUGUGUUUGAGGUGCAGGAGAAUGAGGAAGUCGGUAGCCACAUUGGUGAUCUGUUGGUUCAUGAUGCGGACAAAGAGAACACUCUAAACUCGUUGCUAACCUUCAAGCUUUUGAGCCAGACUCCCACAUCUCCCUCUGAUGGAAUGUUCUUAAUCGACCAAUCACGUGGCAGAAUCCAGGUGACCAAGCACAACUUCCGUAGGCAGGAUGUGCCACAGUAUCAGCUCAAGGUUUCAGUUACUGAUGGAGUUUUUAGCACAGAGUGUAAUGUCAUCAUCAAAGUCAUCGACAUCAAUAAUGAGAUCCCCAUUUUUGAAAAAAAUGAUUAUGGAAAACACAGUAUUCCCGAGCUAGCUGAACUAGGGACCACUCUACUGACCAUUAACGCUACAGAUGCUGAUGAUCCAGGUACAGGAAGCUCAAAAAUUGUUUACCAAAUAGCUGAAGGUGAUCCGAACGGUGUAUUCGCCAUUGAAGUUGAUGAUGCCACUGGAGAGGGUAGAGUCUAUGUAGCACAGCCGCUGAAUUACGAGGCUCAGUCUACCUAUCAGCUUAAGAUUAAUGCUCGCAAUCCUGAGCCGCUGAUUAAGGGGGUGGACUAUGAUGAGCGCUCCACAGCGGUUGUUGUCAUUGAGCUGGUGGAUGUGGAUGAACCUCCAGUGUUUAAAGUGGACAUUGUGAAUAUUAACAUCCCAGAAAAUGUUACUGUAGGAACCACAGUUCUAACAGCUGAUGCUGAAGACCCAGAAGGACACAAAAUCAUGUUUAAGCUGGAGGGAGAUGACCAUGGAUGGCUGGAGCUGGAUGCUGACUCUGGGGAGCUGAAGACUAAAGCCAGCUUGGACAGGGAAGUGGUGGAUCAACUUAACCUCCGAAUCAUUGCAUACGAGUCAGAUGGCCAGAAACAGCAGUCUGAAAAGGAAGUGUCCAUCCAGCUCUUAGAUGUGAAUGAUAACUUCCCUAAACUACAGCAGUCUCAGGGUUUCAUAUGUGUGAAGAAGCCUGAACCGUUGUUGCUGACUGCUGUGGAUGCAGAUGCACCACCAUUCGGAGAGCCCUUCACUUUCAGUCUACCACUGGGCCGCAAAUCCCCCAACUGGGAGAUUACACCAGUGGACGACACUUCAGCUAAUCUUGUGUUAAAGAAGAAGCCCUCAACUGAUCAGACCUUCACCAUUCCCAUCAACAUUAAGGACAGUGCCGGCAUGGGUAUUACACAAAAGAUUGAAGUGCGAGUGUGUAACUGUACUGAGUUAGGUUACUGUUACAUGGAGCCCGGGACUCAUGCUUGGAAGUUUGGAGUAUCCACCACUGUUGGCAUUCUAGGAGGCGUUUUCGGAUUUAUCAUGCUCUUCAUGAUUAUUGUUGUAUGCCGCAUCAAGAAGAAUGCCAAGAAGAAACCAGAGGGUGAUGGAGAAACCAAUGCCAUGCUCUAGUCAAACACACACACACACACACACACUGGAUUUUUUAGUUGAAAUGCAUUAUGGCUCCUAUUCCAUUUUCUCUAUAAAGGUUUUUAACAAAGGAUGCACUUAAACUUUUUCAUUGUUUUUAUAUUUUAAUGCAAUUGUAAGAUGAGGUUAGCAUAAUAUAUUAAACAAUGUGCUGUGAUGCAUUCCGGGACUACAGUUGUCCUCUGUUUUCUGAAGAAUUUCUUUGUUUUGUUUGGAUAUUUACAGUAGUA
Messenger RNA from Trichomycterus rosablanca, 2876 nucleotides. It is a transcript of the gene cdh17, whose product is annotated as cadherin 17, LI cadherin (liver-intestine). The record is from RefSeq and is a predicted model, not a curated record. Lineage: Eukaryota; Metazoa; Chordata; Actinopteri; Siluriformes; Trichomycteridae. The coding region runs from base 1 to 2625 and encodes 874 amino acids. Gene Ontology annotation, molecular function: cadherin binding; calcium ion binding. Gene Ontology annotation, biological process: cell-cell adhesion mediated by cadherin; calcium-dependent cell-cell adhesion; cell morphogenesis. Gene Ontology annotation, cellular component: catenin complex; adherens junction; plasma membrane. The transcript is spliced from 18 exons.